Messenger RNA from Oenanthe melanoleuca, 928 nucleotides. RefSeq names its product U1 small nuclear ribonucleoprotein A-like. Gene Ontology annotation, cellular component: U1 snRNP. Gene Ontology annotation, molecular function: U1 snRNA binding. Lineage: Eukaryota; Metazoa; Chordata; Aves; Passeriformes; Muscicapidae. The record is from RefSeq and is a predicted model, not a curated record. Gene Ontology annotation, biological process: mRNA splicing, via spliceosome.
CUAUUGAGAAUUUUUGCAAAGUGGGGGUCCUCAAAUGGAAUUUUGGAGGAUCCCAGAGGGAGUUUUUGGGGUCUGUAUACAGAAACAUGGAUGAAUGGAAACAAGAAAUGGAGUGGUCUCAGGGUCCCGGCCAUGGCGGUGCAGGAGCCCCGCCCCAACCACACCAUCGACAUCAACAACCUCAACGAGGAGAUCAACAAGGACGAGCCAAAGCAGUCCCUCUCCCCAUUUGCCAUUUUCUCCCACUUUGGGCAGGUUUUGGACAUUUUGGGCUGGCGCAGUCUCCGCAUGCGGGGCCAGGCCUUCGUCAUGCUCAGGGAGAUGAGCAGUGCCAGCAACGGCCUGCGCUCCAUGCAGGGCUUCCCCUUCUACGGCAAACCCACGAGGAUCCAGUUCACCAAGAGGGACUUGGACAUGGCGGCCAAGAUAAAGGGAACGUUCGUGGGGCUGGAGCGGGACAAGGGGCAUAGGGAACAGUGCCUAGAUUUGGGGUUAUGGGAUGUGGGGUCACUUACAGGAUUUGGGAUCAUUUAUGGAAUUUGGGAUCGGGGGAUGCCACCGCUGGCACAGCUGCCCCAGAUGCUGCCACACCUGGGGGGGAACCGCCCUAAAUCCCCCCCUGGGCAUGAUCCCAGCCUGGGAAUGGCCCCAAAUCCUGGAAUGGCCUCCAUGCCAACCCCACAGCCUCUGUCGGAGAACCCCCCGAACCACAUCCUGUUCCUGACCAAGCUCCCUGAGGAGAGCAAGGAGCUGAUGCUGUCCAUGCUCCUCCAGCAGUUUCCCGGGUUCAAGGAGCUGCGCCUGGUGCCCGGCCACGACAUCGCCUUGGUGGAGUUGGACACCGAGGUGCAGGCGGGCGCCACCCGCGAGGCCCUGCAGGGCUCCAAGAUCACCCAGAGCAACGCCACAAAGAUCUCCUUGGCCAAAA